Fusarium sp. VM40 is the source of this 1818-nucleotide messenger RNA. NCBI's taxonomy places the organism in Eukaryota, Fungi, Ascomycota, Sordariomycetes, Hypocreales, Nectriaceae. The record is from the annotation of a GenBank genome assembly.
AUGAUGAAUCCCAACGGCCAGAAGGGACGCACCGUUUCCUUUCUCCAGAACCUUCCCACGGAGCUUAUUCUCGACAUCGGGGAUUACCUGUCCCAUGGUGACAAGGUCUGUCUUGCUUUGACAAGCCAAUGGGGUCGCUGGAUAUUCGGUGUCAUUCCACACUCCAACACUGUCAGUAAGAUCGAGUUGCUCUCGCAGCUCGAAGAACGAGCGAUGUGGACAUCGGAGAUUCUUUGUCGGGUUUGCAAAAAGUUCCACGAGCCACAAAGGGGUUUGGAGCUGACUAGCCACGAGCGAACCCGUGCUUGUAACAAUCCGGAUCUGUGCUGGUUUCAGAGAUGGUCCUUCUCGGAAUAUCUCCCUUGUCACUUCCAUUUCGAACUGCUGGCUGCUGUCGGACGAUCCCACCGGCUUCGUCUAGAGCCGCCAGUCUACCCACCAAGUCUUCUCAAUUCAGUGGAGCAUUUCUUGCGUGACGAUGGGCAGCUGGGAUGUGUGGUCGAGCACUCGGUGCAUUUCUCUUCAGAGGGAAACGUUAUUUUGAAAACGGAGAAGAUUGUUCGCCCGGGCUUCUACCUGCCGUUGACAAUGGAGAAGACUCGUGCUCUGAAGGAAGCGUUUGAUGAACAGCCAUACAUCGGGGAUAUCUGUUCACAUGCGCAAUGGAGUGAGAUAUACCCGUUCAUUUUCGACAAGGAGUUGGGCUACUUGUGCUGGAACGAUGAGCAGUGGUCGUUUGGGCCGAGAAAGCGCCACAGCCUCAGGCCCAUGAGUGCACUGCGCAAGUGCCUCUGGACUCAUAAGGAAGAUUGCACUUCCUACUGUAAAGCCCAGAAGAGACUGUGGUACAGUCUGGAGGGUCGCAUGUUCAGUUGCGGUGCGUGUGCGACAGACUCUACCAUGAACACCAUCCGUAUGAAAACCCUGCCGGACGAGGCAAACUUUUUGGUCUUGACAUCGUGGAAGGACCUGGGUCAGUGCAAGGAUAAGCUCGAGACACAGUGGCAGCAACACUUGGAAGCUUAUAACUCCCAGGAGAGAGGGCAUAGAGUGUUGGGUAGCGUGGCGGAGAAGGUCGAUGUGGUGGUCAAGAUGGAGAAGACUGAGAUGGGGAACGGACCGACUUAUUACUACCCUGCUGUCUCUGAGGAGGGAAUCCUAAAGUUGUUCCUUUCGGAGGAUGAAAUAGGAAAUGGGUAUUACCAUCCAACAACACUCGAAAACGUGCCAAACGACGACCGUCUCGUCGUUAAUGAAAAUGUUAUUCAGGAUAACACGUUUAACGACGCUGACUACGGUCUUGUGGAUGAUGCGGGGAGUGAUACUGCGUCUCUGAGAUUAAGCAUCCUUCAGUACCGUGAGGAGAAAGGCAGGACGUACCAUGCCUACAAGGAUGGCGCCUACGUCCUUCCGAAUGAUGAAAUUGAAAAUGAACGACUAGAUCGGCAACCCCAUCUGUUUCUUCUUACCUUCUAUGAAAAUCUCCACGCAUCACCCUUGCCCAAAACUCUCAAGCGUGCAUUUGAUGCUGGGUGUGGUACUGGAAUUUGGGCUAUUGAGUUUGCGGAUGAACACACCGAAUGCGAGGUCAUUGGCGUUGAUCUGAGCCCGAUCCAACCAGUCGCAAUUCCACCGAACGCUUCCUUCUUUGUAGAUGAUCUGGAAGAGCCGUGGGACUAUUCCCAAAGGUUCGAUUUUGUCUUUGCUCGGUUCCUUACCGGCUCUAUUCGAGAUUGGCCCAAGUUCUUCAACCAGAGCUUCAAAAACCUCAAUCCCGGCGGCCGAAUCGAGAUGAUUGACAUUCUCUACCCUCUCUAG